AUGCGGGAGUCCGAAGGGGUGGCAAGCGUGAGGAUACCUACUCCGGUAAAUUCUCAACGCCUCUCGUCAGAGGAGGAGAAGCUACGGGGCGGAAAGUGUCAGAACCGUCUUCGAGGCUGGGCGGCUGUUAGGAGCUGGUGUGUCGCGUGGUGGCAUUCUGGCAGAGAAGACCUUGAAGACACAGAACCUGAAGAGGAGCCUUCAGACCUGGGAUACGCUACUCCAGUUUCCGUUGAGACUCCUCUGCAGAGCACUGUUUCGAGAUGUACAUCAUUGAACGUAAUCAGAGACCCUUUUGCUGGCCGAGGCGGGUCUGGGGGUUCUAAUCCUGAUGGUGGCACUUCGCCACUCAGACGAAACUUCGAACCACCAGCAAUUCCAACUGCCAGGGAUAGUCGAUCCCUUCCACCCAACACUAGAAUCAAUACAGCUACCUCACCAGCUCCAAAAUCUGCAUCAGCUGACUCGGUCUACACUAUUGUAAUCAGAUUACCAGAUGCAGACACAGAAAGACCUAGCAUAAAAAUGAUAACAGAGGAAUCACCGCCCACAAACGCGAGAGUCUAUCGACCGCCCGCCAGAGGAGAUUCCGAAUUGAAUCUACAUCCAGGUGGCCACGCCGGUCUCUCUAGAAGAACAUCGCACGUGCAAGAUGUAAGAAUACCGCUCAAUGCCAAAAUUAUACCGAAACAACUGGCGGGUAAAGGUAUAACAACGAAACAACCGAAGAAGAAGAAAACGCAAGAGAAGAAACAAGAGACGAAAGCGGCGAAGACUUUGUCGGCUAUUCUCCUCUCGUUCAUCAUAACGUGGACACCUUAUAAUAUACUUGUGUUAUUAAAACCGUUGACUGCAUGUGCCAAGUGCAUUCCCGACGAACUAUGGUCCUUCUUCUACGCUCUGUGUUAUAUUAACUCUACUAUCAAUCCCGUAUGUUAUGCGCUAUGUAAUGCGACGUUUAGAAGAACAUACGUUAGGAUUUUGACUUGCAAGUGGCAUAAUAGGAAUAGAGAAGCCAUGACUAGAGGAGUGUAUAAUUAA
Messenger RNA from Leptosia nina, 1041 nucleotides. Lineage: Eukaryota; Metazoa; Arthropoda; Insecta; Lepidoptera; Pieridae. The record is from the annotation of a GenBank genome assembly.